Messenger RNA from Meloidogyne enterolobii, 1623 nucleotides. Lineage: Eukaryota; Metazoa; Nematoda; Chromadorea; Rhabditida; Meloidogynidae. The record is from the annotation of a GenBank genome assembly.
AUGGUAACAGAAAUGGGGUCGGCACCGGCAGUUGGAGGUAUUAGCCCGGCAUUGAGUGCAAGUGCCGCGAAAUCUUUUUUGGAAGCUACUGAUAAAGAAAAGAAGGAAAUGCAGAAUUUAAACGAUCGUUUAGCUAAUUAUAUCGAUAGAGUUAAAAAUCUUGAAGAACAAAAUCGAAAAUUAGUACAAGAUUUGGAAGAUCUUCGUGGACAAUGGGGAAAGGAUACUAGUGAAGUUAAGGUAAGGUAUUCAACAACUCUUUCAACUGCUCGGAAAGAUAUUGACCAAGCAGCACGUGAUAAAGCUGCACUAGAUGUUAAAGUUGCUCGUUUACGUGAUGAUUUAAAUGAAUAUCGUAAUCGUUUUGAGGAUAUUCAGCGCCGUCGAGAAGGGGAUCGAGAACAUAUAAUUCAAUUUACUAAUAUGAUAGCUGAUGCUCAAAGUGAAUUGGAAAUGCUUAGAGCCCGUUGGAAACAAUUAACUGACGAAGAGAAACGUUUUACUGGAGAUAAUGCUCGUCUUUGGGAUGAUUUAACUAAAGCUAGAAAUGAUUUGGAUGAAGAAACACUUGGACGUAUUGACUUCCAAAAUCAAGUCCAAACUUUAUUAGAAGAAUUGGAGUUCCUUCGUCGUGUACAUGAACAAGAAGUUAAAGAAUUACAAGCACUUUUGGCACAAGCACCGGCAGAUACACGCGAAUUCUUUAAAAAUGAAUUGGCUUUGGCUAUUCGAGAUAUUAAAGAUGAAUAUGAUUAUAUUGCUAAACAAGGACGUCAAGAUAUGGAAAGUUGGUAUAAAUUGAAGGUGUCAGAAGUUCAAGGAAAUGCUAAUCGUGCACUUAUGGAAUCUAAUUACCAACGAGAAGAGGUAAAACGAAUGCGUGACAAUAUUGGAGAUUUACGUGGAAAGUUUGGAGAUUUGGAAAAUAAAAAUUCUCAAUUAGAAAAGGAAGUACAAACAUUAAAUUAUCAAUUAACUGAUGAUCAACGACAGUAUGAACAAGCUUUGAAUGAGAGAGAUGCAACUUUACGUCGUCUAAAAGAUGAAUGUCAACAAUUAGUUGCUGAAUUACAAUCAUUAUUAGAUACAAAACAAAUGUUAGAUGCUGAAAUUGCUAUUUAUAGAAAAAUGUUGGAAGGAGAAGAAAGUCGUGUUGGGUUAAGACAAAUGGUUGAACAGGUUGUAAAAACUCAUUCACUUCAACAACAAGAAGAGACAGAUUCAACUCGUAAUGUUCGUGGAGAAGUCCAAACAAAAACAACUUUCCAACGUUCUGCUAAAGGAAAUAUAACAAUUGCUGAAUGUGAGCCUAAUGGAAAAUAUAUAAUGCUAGAAAAUACACAUAAAAGCAAAGAUGAGGAUAUUUCUGGUUGUAGACUUAAACGAAGAAUGGAUGAUAAACGUGAAAUUAAUUAUACAAUACCUGCAAAUAUUAUUAUACCUGCCGGAAGGAAUGUUAAGAUAUGGGCAGCAGGUCAAGGAGGUGUUCACUCUCCUCCACAUUCAUUAAUUAUUCAUGAGGAAAGUUGGGGUGUUGGACAAAAUGUGAUAACUGCAUUCUUUAACAAAGAAGGGGAAGAAAGAGCAACUCAUACACAAAAGACUAUCCAAACUGGACAAUAA